UCCAAAUGAAACAUGUUUCCAGAUUGAAUUUUAUGCUGACCUGCGACCCACCUCUCACUUGACUAGAAGCUUUGCAGACAAUCUCAUAUCACUCUCUCUCCAUUAUAAGUAGGGGGAAGAGGAAGACACUGAGGAGAGCGAGUGAGUGGGUUCAAAUGGGCUGGGCUAUAGCUCUACACGGCGGCGCCGGCGACAUCCCACUCUCGCUACCACCGGAGCGUCGCCAACCGCGUGAAGCCGCCCUACGCCACUGCCUUCAGGUCGGCGUCGAUGCUCUCAAAGCCCAAAAGUCCCCCCUCGACGUCGUAGAACUUGUGGUUCGUGAACUAGAAAACAACCCGCACUUCAAUGCAGGUAGGGGAUCUGUCUUAACCACUGAAGGCACGGUUGAAAUGGAAGCUUGUAUCAUGGAUGGUAAGACGAAAAAAUGUGGGGCUGUCUCUGGGCUCACUACUGUUGUUAAUGCCAUAUCUUUAGCACGGGUGGUCAUGGAGAAAACUCCUCAUAUAUAUCUUGCUUUUGAUGGAGCAGAAAAAUUUGCACGGGAACAAGGUCUUGAAACUGUAGAUUCAAGCAAUUUUAUAACUCCAGAAAACAUUGAGAGGCUAAAGCAAGCCAAAGAAGCUAAUAGAGUUCAGGUUGAUUAUACACAACCAGUCGAGAAAGAAACACCAACUGUACAUGGUGAUAGCCAAAUCGGUACAGUUGGAUGUGUGGCUGUUGAUAAUGACGGAAAUUUAGCUGCUGCAACUUCCACUGGUGGGCUGGUCAACAAAAUGGUUGGUAGGAUUGGGGACACGCCCAUCAUUGGGGCAGGGACAUAUGCCAACAAUCUAUGUGCAGUUUCUGCCACGGGGAAAGGUGAAGCAAUAAUACGUGGGACUGUUGCAAGAGAUGUAUCUGCACUUAUGGAAUUCAAAGGUCUUUCUCUCAAGGAGGCUGCAGCUUAUGUUGUAGAGGAAUGUGUACCAAGAGGCACUGCUGGCUUGGUUGCUGUGUCUGCCAAAGGAGAACUCACGAUGGCUUUUAAUACGACUGGCAUGUUUCGAGCUGCUGCUACUGAAGAUGGGUAUACAGAGAUUGCAAUUUGGCCUUCUUGCUAAACUGAUUGCUUUAGGUGAGUUUCAAUUACUUGAGUCCAAUAAAUUGCUCUUGGUGAUCCCCAGACUUAUUUGGGUUGCUAUCUUAUGAACUGUCCAAUAUUAAAGCAAACACAUUGUUGUGUGGUUACAAAGUUGGGUAAGUUUUGUUUUUUAUUGAAAUUAACAUGGUAGACAACAUUUACCUACUCGCUUACUGGCAUUGUGUAGGUAUGGAAUUGCAUAAUCAAGGUGUCUUGAUGUUUGAGUA
This is a messenger RNA of Juglans regia (Persian walnut), 1350 nucleotides long. Its product is annotated as isoaspartyl peptidase/L-asparaginase-like. The record is from RefSeq and is a predicted model, not a curated record. NCBI's taxonomy places the organism in Eukaryota, Viridiplantae, Streptophyta, Magnoliopsida, Fagales, Juglandaceae. The transcript has 4 exons. Bases 156 to 1103 code for a protein of 315 amino acids. Gene Ontology annotation, molecular function: hydrolase activity.